CACGUACCUCGCAGAUGCUUUCCAAGGCUCCGCCUCGCCCCAUCCAGCAAGGAGCUGCUGUACUUCGGGCGAGACAUGUGCCUGGGUGCGACAGCGGGUUUCCCGUUUCUCUUGAACAGCAGCUGCGGCGGUUUAUUCCCUCCGCCUUGGCUCCGCGCGACCGUCCUAAAAAAAUCCACCCCACCGAAACCUGAUUUAUCCCGGCGCGGCGUCGCCACUGUGUUUAGGCUGUUGAUGAACAGCAUUCCUUCCCAGAUCAGCAUGCUAAGAGUCAAUUGACGAGAUGCAGAUGUCAUGCAAGGCCCUGAAAAAAAAAGGGAAGAAGAGCAUGGAACUACGUGUCUUUGCGCUGGUCGUCCUAGCCAGCGGCUGUUAGGUAACGAGAAGAAUCGGCCCUGGAGGUCCGGCUCGCCUUUUAAUGUGCAAGUUCGUUUUUGCUCUGAACGUGAGUUUCUCUCUCAAUUGCUUUCGUUCUCUUCAUUGCUUGAUCACAGGACCCUCGCUGUCAAAAGACCUUCGUUCCAUUCGAGUAUUUCAGCAUGCGUGCCCAUCUACUACUUUCAUUGUCGACUGCUGCUCUCACCCGUGCAGCUCCCGGAGGCGGCUGGGAUGAUACGUCACACGUUCAUACUUCAGUCGAAGUGUAUAGCAGCUGUUCCACAGCUUCGUCACCCGAGCAGUCUGGAAAAACAUCGUGGCCUAGCUUCGCGAAGCCGUCUUCGCAUGUGCGUCCCUCUGCAGCAUGGUCUGAUCAGUCCAAGCCUUCCGAGAAAGCCUCUAAGACGUGGGCAAUCAGCACUUCGUGCAAGACGACGCCCCAGCCAUUGCCUGUGACGACAGAAAAGUCGACGGAGCAUCCGGAGUGGACGAAGGCGUCUUCGUAUAUGUGGCCCUCUGCAGGCUGGUCUUAUCAGUCCAAACCUUCCGAGAAAGCCUCCAAGACGUGGGCGAUCAGCACUUCGUGCAAGACGACGCCCCAGCCAUUGCCUGUGACGACAGCAAAGUCGACAGAGCAUCCGGAGUGGACAAAGGCGUCUUCAUAUAUAUGGCCCUCCGCGGGGUGGUCUGAUCAGUCUAAACCUUUCGAGAAAGCCUCCAAGACGUGGGCGAUAAGUACGUCGUGCAAGACGACGGCCCACCCAUCGGCCGUAACAACGGCGAAGUCAUCGGAGCAUCCGGCGUGGACGUCGACGCCUUGCACGACCAGCAGCACGCUCACCUGUCCGCACGUCUGCCAUCUGGAUUUCUUCGGCACGUUGCUUGCCUAUCCGACCGUCAUCGAGUACUCGUCCGUCUAUGCGCAGACGAUCAACGCCUACGUGACCGACUUCAGCGACGGCUCGCCGCCGCGGUCGAGCGAGGAAACGGUCACUGCCCCGCCAGCGCCGCCGGCGGCACCGCUGACGUGGACCGCGUUCGGCGUCGUCCUGACCUACCCAACGACGUACGUAGCGUACACGUCCAUCAACUACGCCACGGUGGUCCCGCUCAGCGCGGAGGGCACCUGCACCACCACCACCUCCGCGCCCCUGAUCUACCCCACCGUGUGGCCGUCGCUGAUCGCGCCCUCGUCGCUGAUCCAGCAGCCCGGCUCCCUCCCGCCGGCCACCGUCGUCCAGUGGCUCGACUCCCUGCCGACCGUCGAGGCCCAGCUGGGCGGCAACGUGUGCGACCCGGCCAACGGGGGCGUCGCCCCGUUCGUGCCCACCGCCACGGUCACGAGCGCGACCACCAUCGACGGAAACACCAGGAUCGUGCACACGACCACGGUCCAGGUGUCAUCGUCGUCGUCGUCGUCGACGUCGUCGUCGACGCCUUCACCCACACCAACGCCGGCCCCGCAGACGUCGAAUACCCCACAGCUCUCGCCGACGACCCCGACGACCGCAUCGCCGACCCCGACGAGCAGCACUCCGACGGCUGUGGUGCAGACCAUCAACGCGGCUGCCAUUCCGAGAAAGUUUGGUACAGAGACAUGGCUUGGUAACGCGUUGGCUGCGGUACUUCUGGCCUUGUAGACGGGUCCUGUGCCAUGAAAAAAGACAUCAAAGGAUGACACGCAACGUAAUGAUCGACGGUCUGCACGACCAGAUCGUCUAGUCAAGAAAGAGAAAUAAAGUAAAACCCCACGCAAGUAAUAGCUAAUGGUGACAUGUUACUUCUGGAUGGGCUCCCGCGACGAAACACAGAUUCGUGGAUGCCAGAAGUACGAGAAGCAUGUAUUGAAUAUUUUUCAGAAUGCUAAUGUGGAUUUGUACAUGUAAAGAAAUAAAAAUGCUGAUGAGUGCCAUGCCUUCUCGGCCUGCGUUCUUUUCCUG
Messenger RNA from Verruconis gallopava, 2318 nucleotides. RefSeq lists its product as uncharacterized. NCBI's taxonomy places the organism in Eukaryota, Fungi, Ascomycota, Dothideomycetes, Venturiales, Sympoventuriaceae. The coding region runs from base 540 to 2018 and encodes 492 amino acids. The record is from RefSeq and is a predicted model, not a curated record. The transcript has 2 exons.